This is a messenger RNA of Rhodotorula toruloides NP11, 1806 nucleotides long. RefSeq names its product alcohol oxidase. Gene Ontology annotation, molecular function: D-lactate dehydrogenase (cytochrome) activity; D-lactate dehydrogenase (NAD+) activity; FAD binding. The transcript is spliced from 11 exons. The record is from RefSeq and is a predicted model, not a curated record. NCBI's taxonomy places the organism in Eukaryota, Fungi, Basidiomycota, Microbotryomycetes, Sporidiobolales, Sporidiobolaceae. Bases 1 to 1806 code for a protein of 601 amino acids. Gene Ontology annotation, biological process: lactate catabolic process. Gene Ontology annotation, cellular component: mitochondrion.
AUGCAGACUGCCGAGACCUCCGCCAGCGCCCAACGACCCGCCCUCGAUGGCACACGAAACCCGCUCAUUCGCGACGCGGAAACCAACCUCAUCCUGCCGCUCGGGACCUCGCUCCGGUCUAUGCUGGCCAUGCUCGAUGACUUGAAGGCUUUGCUGGGCGAGGAGAACGUCCACAUUGAUUCCGGCGAGGGUGUCGCGGCAGAGGGGCUGUUCCAGGACGAGCAGACCGGCGGCAUCUUCACCGACGGCCACGACACUCAACUGGACGACAAGUUUGCCACCUCCGUCUGCAUCACGCCCGGCUCGACGGCUGAGGUUCAGGCGAUCGUCAAGCUCGCCAACAAGCACGGCGUGCCCAUCUCGCCCAUCUCUCGUGGCAAGAACCUCGGCUACGGCGGUCGUUCGCCCCGGUUGAGCGGAUCUAUCGUCGUCGACCUAGGCAAGCGCAUGAACCAGGUCCUCGAAAUCAACACGACCGACUACUACUGCGUUGUCCAGCCUGGUGUCUCGUACUUCCAGCUCUAUGACGAGAUCACGAAGCGGGGACUCGAGAAGACCGUGAUGAUGGACUGCCCGGACUUGGGCUGGGGCUCAGUGCUCGGCAACACAAUGGAUCGCGGCGUCGGCUACACCCCCUACGGCGACCACUUCUCCCAACACUGCUCGAUGACGCUCGUCCUCCCAAACGGCGAGGUCUUCAACACGGGCAUGGGCGCAGCAGGCGCCGACAACGCCUCGCGCUACCUCUUCAAUUACGGGUUCGGCCCGUACAUGGACGGGAUCUUCACCCAGUCGAAUUAUGCGAUCUGUACCGAGAUGGGCGUCAACCUCGCGCCGCACCCCGGCGGAUACCAGAGCUACCUCUGGACUUUCGAGAACGAGUCGGACCUCCCGCAAAUCGUCGAGCUCAUGCGACCGCUCCGCAUCUCCGGCGUUUUCGGCCACGUCGCGCAGCUCCGCCACUCGCUCGUCGACAUCGCCUGUCUAGGAACGAUGAACGACUUCUUCCCCGGCCGCGAUACCGCCAACUAUCUCAGCGACGACGAGUUUGUCGAGUUUGUCAAGACCAAGUUCAAGAGUCAGGGCGUGUGGAACUUUUACGGAGCGCUCUACGGGCCGAAGGCUAUCCGCGACUGCCACUGGGAGAUCAUCAAGACCGAGUUCUCGAAGGUCAAGGGCGCCAAGUACUACUUCGUCGACGACCUUCAGGAAAAGUCACUCCUACACUACCGCGACCUGACGAUGCAAGGCAUCCCCAACAACCACGAACUGCAGUGGCUCUCGUGGCGUGGACCAGGCUACGCGCAUUUGUUCUUCGCGCCCAUCUCGCCUUCGCGCGGGAAGGACGCCGAGACGCAGUACGAGUUGUGCAAGCAGCUUUGCAGGAAGUACGAGUUCCAGUAUAUGGGCAACUUCUGUAUCGGCGCGCGCGAGAUGCACCACAUCCUCGACUUGAUCUACGACCCGAACAACGACGACGAGAAGCGGCGUGCGCAGGCGCUCAUGCGCGAGCUGACAUGGGAGAGCGCCAAGCUGGGCUACUGCGAGUACCGCACGCACAAUUUCCUCAUGGACCAAGUCGCGGCGACGUACGGCGGGAACAACCAGAUCCAGCUGCGCUUCCAGGAAGCUCUCAAGGACGCCAUCGACCCGAACGGGAUCCUCGCCCCUGGGAAGAGGCGAUGCUCGUCUCGCAGUGGCAUCUGGCCCAAGCGGCUUCGCAACAUUUCCGGCAUUCGCCUGGGCGUCCCGGAGGAGCUGCAGCCGAAGGCAGAGUACUGGCCGCGCCAGACAGCCCGGAUGUGA